Triticum aestivum (bread wheat) is the source of this 2004-nucleotide messenger RNA. RefSeq lists its product as uncharacterized. Gene Ontology annotation, molecular function: hydrolase activity. The transcript is spliced from 2 exons. Bases 1 to 2004 code for a protein of 667 amino acids. NCBI's taxonomy places the organism in Eukaryota, Viridiplantae, Streptophyta, Magnoliopsida, Poales, Poaceae. The record is from RefSeq and is a predicted model, not a curated record.
AUGCAUGCAAACAAGAGUUCUGCGGUACUAAGCAAGAAGGAUGCCGGCGGCGAGGAGGACAUCACCGUCGACCUGCAUCCAUUCAUCCGCGAAUACAAGGGCGGCCGUGUCGAGCGCUUCCUGAGCAGCUCAUACGUGGAAGCGUCGGAGGACGCGGCUGCCAACCGUGGCGUCGCGACCAAGGACGUGGUCGUCCACGAGAGCACCGGCGUGUCCGCACGCCUGUUUCUUCCGGCCGCCGCCGCAGCAACCGGCGACAGGCUCCCCGUCAUCUUGUACGUGCACGGAGGAUCCUUCUGCACGGAGAGCGCAUUCUGCCGCACGUACCACAACUACGUCAGGUCUCUGGCGGCUCGCGCCGGGGCGCUCGUCGUGUCCGUGGAGUACCGUCUCGCGCCGGAGCAUCCUGUGCCGGCGGCCUACGACGAUGCAUGGGCGGCGCUCCAGUGGGUGGCGUCCCUAUCCGAUCCCUGGCUUUCCGACCACGCCGACCUCGGGCGCACGUUCCUCGCCGGCGACAGCGCUGGCGGCAACAUCGUCUACAACACGGCCGUGCGUGCUGCUAGAGGUGGUGGCACUGGCGAUCACAUCGGCGUGGAGGGGCUUGUCAUCGUGCACCCAUACUUUUGGGGCGUCGAGCGGCUGUCCAGCUCCGAGCUAGUCUGGGACGGCGUUGCCAUGUUUACGCCGGAGCUCAUCGACAGGCUCUGGCCGUUCGUUACGGCGGGCCGUCUCGACAAGAAUGAUCCCCGGGUCAACCCUCUCGACGAGGAGAUCACCUCGCUGACAUGCCAGCGUAUGCUGGUUGCCGUCGCCGAGAAGGACACCUUGCGCGACCGCGGGCGCUGGCUGGCGGCUCGCAUGCGCGAGUGCUGCGCGUGGGCCGAUGAUGAUGAGAAGGCGGUAACACUGGUGGAGUCGGAGGGCGAAGACCAUGGCUUCCACCUGUACAACCCACUGCGUGCGACGAGCAAGGUACUCAUGGAGAGCAUAGUGCAGUUCAUCAACCAGCGCACGGCCUUGCCAUUGCCGGCCGCUCUGCUGCCGGAGCCGUACGAGCUGCAUGCAUGCGGUGGCAUGAAGAUGGACCCAUGCUGCUUGCCUAUUCUGGGCGUGCCUGCUCGGCCGUACAUGGACGUGUUUGGUUAUGGGAUGGCCAUGAAAGCGGAGUUCCUGGCGGAGCUCCAGGCCAAAGUCACCACGGUGACCGCUGCCGCGCUCACGGUCCUGGUGGGUGGAGAUUUCAACCUUAUCAGAUCGGGAGCCGAUAAGAACAACAACAACAUAAACUGGCCUAGGGUGGCUAUGUUUAACUCCGCCAUUGCUUCCAUGGCCCUAAGGGAGGUGGCCAGGUCGGGCACGAGAUUCACUUGGACUAACAAACAACUUGAUCCGGUGCGAUCAGUGCUGGACAGGGUGUUCAUGUCGCCGGAGUGGGAAAUGGGUUUCCCUCUCUGUACAUUGGUCGCGGAGACGCGCAUAGGCUCUGACCAUGUACCGCUCAUAUAUUCCUCGGGGGAGGAGAGGAUACGGCGUAGCUCUCGCUUCUUCUUCGAAACAGCCUGGUUUGAAGUACCAGGCUUCGAGGAGAUUUUCAGGGAGAAAUGGCGGGUGUGUGUUGAUUCGUUAGGUCCCCAGAGGGGCCCGAUGGAGUUUUGGAAUGCGGUUGGGGGUCGGCUCAGGGCUAGCCUCAAGGGAUGGGGCGCAAACCUUGGGAGGAGUGACAAAGAGCACCGCGCUGUGAUCCUUGCGGAUAUCGCAUGGAUUGAUGCGAUGGCCGACGCUCGGGCCAUUUUGGAGCAGGAAUGGGCUCAUCGCUACGAUCUGGAGGGCCAGGUCGAAGCUUCACUUCGCGCGGAGGAAGAAUACUGGCGUAGACGAAGUGGUCUGAAAUGGAUUCUGAAGGGCGACGCCAAUACUAAGUAUUUCCAAGCUUAUGCUAACGGGCGCCAUCGAAAGUGCUCCAUUCUCAGGUUGCAAUCAGAGCAGGGGCUUCUGUUGUGA